UUCUCUCUCCUCUGUUCUUUUUUAGUUUCACACUCUUCUCUCUCGUUACAUUCAUUGCACAAAGCAACAAGUCUGUUUUCAACACCACACCCCAACAUUCCCUUUGUUCCCAGAUCAAUGCUUUUCUGUUUUUUCUUCACACCCAUGAUCCGGUUUUUCCCCAAAGCAUUUCCAUGCAUUCUCCUUUUGUUUCUGUUCUCUUCGAUGUCCUUCACUUUAACAGAAGCUUAUGAUCCACUUGAUCCAAAUGGAAAUAUCACAAUCAAAUGGGAUAUUAUAAGCUGGACACCUGAUGGUUAUGUUGCUGUUGUUACAAUGAACAACUUCCAACAAUAUCGUCAUAUCUCGGCGCCUGGGUGGUCACUAGGAUGGACAUGGGCAAAGAAGGAGGUAAUAUGGAGCAUGGUGGGAGGCCAAACCACUGAACAAGGGGACUGUUCAAAAUUUAAGGGAACCAUCCCACAUUGCUGUAAAAAGAACCCAACAGUUGUGGAUUUACUCCCCGGAACGCCUUACAAUCAACAGAUUGCUAACUGCUGCAAAGGUGGUGUACUCAGCUCAUGGGCACAGGAUCAACCCAACGCAGUUGCAUCAUUUCAAGUCAGUGUGGGUAGAGGUGGUACCACUAACAAAACUGUUAAAUUGCCAAAAAAUUUCACCUUGAAAGCACCAGGACCCGGUUAUACAUGUGGGCCAGCAAAAAUUGUGAAACCAACACAAUUCAUACAAGCAGACAAAAGGAGAGUGACUCAAGCACUCAUGACAUGGAAUGUGACAUGCACAUAUUCACAAUUUCUAGCUCAGAAAACACCCACUUGCUGUGUCUCCCUCUCAUCUUUCUAUAAUGAUACUAUUGUACCCUGUCCAACAUGUGCAUGUGGCUGCCAGGGCAACUCAUCUCAAUCAGGGAACUGUGUAGAUCCAGAUUCAUCACAUUUGGAAUCAGUUGUCUCCAACCAUGAACCUGGAAAGAGUAAUAUUGCACCUUUGGUUCGAUGUACUAGUCAUAUGUGCCCAAUCCGAGUUCACUGGCACGUUAAGCUUAACUACAAGGAGUAUUGGCGUGUGAAGGUCACUAUUACUAAUUUCAAUUACAGGAUGAACUAUUCUGAUUGGAACUUGGUUGUUCAACAUCCAAACUUUGACAAUCUGACCCAACUUUUCAGUUUCAACUACCAGGCAAUAACGCCCUAUGGGUCAAUAAAUGAUACAGCCAUGCUUUGGGGAAUUAAGUUCUACAAUGAUCUUCUCAUGCAAGCUGGCCCUGUUGGAAAUGUGCAGUCAGAGCUACUUUUCAGAAAAGAUAAAUCAACUUUUACUUUUGACAAGGGAUGGGCAUUCCCUCGGAGGAUCUAUUUCAAUGGUGACAUCUGUGUGAUGCCACCACCUGAUGCUUAUCCAUGGUUACCUAACACUGGUUCUCGGCAAGAGGUUUCUCUGCUAGCUUUGAUGAUGACUUCUUUGGUGGCCUUGGUAUUUUAUGCAAAUGCUUAAAGUUCCAUGCCACACAGUUUGGCAUCAAAAGAUUUUAGUCUAACCAGUUUUGACCCAAUUUUGGGAUUCCAAUUUGGAAUUUGAACCAAGCAGGAGUAUGACAUGCUGUGACAAGUCAAAAGUAGCUCAGUUGUCCUAUGAUUUGUUGCUAAGUUUCGGUAUUUGGGGCAAUUGAAUUUGCUAGUACUAUAUUGUUAUUUAGUGUACUGAUGUAAUUAUUGGUUUUAGAUCUGUGUAUAAGAAAUAUAUGAAGGUAUACACGGAAUGAAAUAAUUCAUAAACAUAUGUAAGUAUUUGACAU
This is a messenger RNA of Abrus precatorius (Indian licorice), 1795 nucleotides long. RefSeq names its product protein COBRA-like. NCBI's taxonomy places the organism in Eukaryota, Viridiplantae, Streptophyta, Magnoliopsida, Fabales, Fabaceae. Gene Ontology annotation, biological process: cellulose microfibril organization; plant-type cell wall cellulose biosynthetic process. Gene Ontology annotation, cellular component: plasma membrane. The coding region runs from base 118 to 1494 and encodes 458 amino acids. The record is from RefSeq and is a predicted model, not a curated record. The transcript is spliced from 6 exons.